Maudiozyma saulgeensis is the source of this 2274-nucleotide messenger RNA. Lineage: Eukaryota; Fungi; Ascomycota; Saccharomycetes; Saccharomycetales; Saccharomycetaceae. The record is from the annotation of a GenBank genome assembly.
AUGACAGGACCUCAAACUAUUAUACACAGAUCACGAUUCGUGGACUUCACACCUGGUAAUAUUACUUCUAUUGCCUUUUCGCAUAGAUCGAACCUGGAAAAAUUAACUCCUUCUGAUUUGCGUGUAGCAAUUGGUAGAUCUAAUGGUGACAUUGAAAUAUGGAAUCCAAGAAACAACUGGUUUCAAGAACUUACUAUCCCAGGUGGUAAAGGACGUUCUAUAGAGGGACUCUGUUGGUGUAAUAUUAGUGGAGAGCCACUUAGAUUGUUUUCUAUUGGGGGGUCCACAGUUAUUACAGAAUGGAAUUUAGCAACAGGGGAAGUAUUGAAAAAUUAUGAUUGUAACGCAGGUGUUAUAUGGUCAUUGGCAAUUAAUGAUGAUAUGAAUAAAUUAGCUGUUGGUUGCGAUAACGGUACUGUUGUAAUUAUUGAUAUCUCAGGAGGUUCAGGCGUCCUAGAACACGAUACAAUCCUGGUAAGACAAGAAUCAAGAAUUUUGACAUUAACAUGGAACAAAAAUGAUUUCGUUAUUGGUGGUUGUUCUGAUGGGAGAAUUAGAGUUUGGAAUUGUAUCCAAGACAAUGAAAGUAGGGGUAGAUUACUACAUACCAUGAAAGUUGAUAAAGCUAAGAAUGAAUCUACUUUAGUAUGGAGUAUUUUAUAUUUACCUGCUACUAAUCAAAUUGUCUCUGGUGAUUCAACUGGGUCAGUAAAGUUUUGGGAUUUCCAAUAUGCUACAUUAUCUAGUUCAUUUAAACCUCAUAAUGCAGACGUUUUAUGCUUGACUACUGAUGUCACCAAUACACACGUAUUCACUGCAGGUGUCGAUAGGAAAAUCUUCCAGUUUACUAGAAAUAUAUCCAACAAUAAUAACCAAAAGGGUAACGAUAAUAAGAAAUGGAUUAAUAGUUCUAACAGAUUAUUGCAUGGUAACGAUGUAAGAGCUCUUGCAGGCUAUCAGUCCAAGGGUGCUGAUUUCUUAGUCUCUGGUGGUGUUGAAAAGACAAUUGUGGUUAGUUCUAUGUCAUCAUAUGCAGAAGGUAACUAUAGAAAGAUGCCACUUGUUGAACCAUUUACAAAGAAUGUUUUGAUUAAUAAGGAACAAAGACUUCUUGUGAUGUGGCAUGAAACAACCAUUAAGAUUUGGGUUAUCGGUGAUGACUUAGAUUUUGACAAAAAUUAUAAAUUGGUUUGUAAAUUGGUGUUAAAGGAUGAUCAAAAUAUUUCUAAUUGUACAUUAUCACCAGAUGGACAAGUAUUAGUUGUUAGCAGAAACUAUACCACUAAAUUAUUCCAUCUACAACCUGAAGAAGGUAAGUUAAUAGUUACUAAAUUAGAUAAUGAUUUAUUACUAAAGACUGGUACAAGAAUUGCAAAAUUCAUUGAUAAUUCUAAAAUUAUUUUCUGCACUACAGAUGAUGAAUUAGUUUCCUUAGAUCUAGAGAGUGAUAAUGAUGAAAAAUUUGAAUAUAUUGAAACUUCAGAUGUUCAAUCUACAAAGAGUGGAAUUAAAGUACCUUAUAUCAAUAACAUCCAUCAACUUGAUUCAACCGCUAAAUUUGCAGUAAUCUCUAGAGGUUGUGGUAUAGUUGAUCUAAUUAACUUAGAAACUAAAGAAACCAAAUGUUUGGUUCGUUUGACUAAUUUCAUUACUGCAAUGAAAAUAAAUGAGAAAAGAAAUACCGUAAUUGUUGUGACAGCUGAUAAUAAAAUUUAUGAAUUCAACAUAAUACAAAAAAUGGAAGAGACCGCAGAUGAAGAUUCAUCCUCAUCAUUAUUAACUAUGUGGUCCAAGCACAAUACAGAAAAUUUACCAAAGCAAUUUACGAAUGCCAAAGAAAAAUGCCAAGGUGUUACUUUCAGUAAUAUCAAUGAAAAUAUAGCCUGGUUCUGGGGUGCUAACUGGAUUUCAAGAUUUGAUUUAUCUGUAGAUUUACCUAUUAGUAACAAAAGAAAACAGAAAAAACGUACCCGUGAUAACCUUACAAUUACUGAUGAAAGUAACUUCAUGAGUUAUGAAGACGAAGAAGAUGAAGAUAUUGAUUUAGAUCUUGAUGAUAAUAUGGACACUCUACAUACAUCAAACAACAGAUUAAAGUCCCUAGGAACUAAUAAAAAUACAAUGGACCGUAAAGUCUUUUUCUUCACAGACAAGUACAGACCAAUCUUGUACUUUGAUUUCAUCUCUGAUAAAGAAUUGGUCGUUGUUGAGAGACCACCAUCUAUGAUAGAAAAUCAAAGAAAAGCGUUCCAUCUUCCAAAGAUUGUUUUCUAG